This is a messenger RNA of Talaromyces proteolyticus, 1629 nucleotides long. Its product is annotated as CBS domain protein. NCBI's taxonomy places the organism in Eukaryota, Fungi, Ascomycota, Eurotiomycetes, Eurotiales, Trichocomaceae. The record is from RefSeq and is a predicted model, not a curated record. The transcript is spliced from 5 exons. Bases 1 to 1629 code for a protein of 542 amino acids. Gene Ontology annotation, biological process: regulation of mitotic metaphase/anaphase transition; cellular response to glucose starvation. Gene Ontology annotation, molecular function: protein serine/threonine phosphatase inhibitor activity.
AUGGCGGAGCAGCCUUCUCACGCGGGGCAAGAUGCCCCCAGUUCAUCCGACUCUGCUAUUUCUUCGCCACGAACCAGCACGGAUUCGCGAUCCCCUCACUCCCGACCGCCUUCCAUGCGCCUGGCCCAUAUCCCAUCUCAGAACUCGUCCCAUCGGCAGAGCUUUAGCGAAAGCCUACGUAGCAUGCCACAGUCGCCUCGCGCCCGCCGCCAACCGUCCUUGACCCAAGCCGCGAUACAAGGACUAAUCGAUAACCCUCCCGUGCGAAACCCUGCAGACCCAGCCUUUUCAGGUCGUGAUUGGCGCCAGAUAUCUAUUGGAGAACUGGUGAAGUCGAUAGACCUUCAAUUCGUCGAGGUGGACACUGGAAUUGAGGAUGCCACCAAGGUCUUGGUUGACACCGAAGUCCCCGUGCUCCUCGUUCGUGAGACGGUCGACGACAAGUCUGCUGUAGGAACAUUCGGGUACAGCGACUUGAAUGCAUAUCUGCUGUUAGUUGUUGGGCUGGCAAAGCCCACGGAGUCACAGCUCACUUCUUUCCAAGAUGUUGCUCAGAAAGCACAAGAGGGAAGUAAAAUCCCAUUGAAGGAUAUCAGAGAUCUUGUCCCCAAGGAACCCUUGACUACACUACCAGCAUCAGCCAAUUUGAUGACAGCAGUGGAAACAUUCGGCGGCGGAGUGCAUCGGAUUGUUGUGCUGAAGGAAGACAGCAACGAAGUAAUUGGCGUUGUCAGCCAGUCUAGACUUGUCAAGUUCUUAUGGGAGAACGGCCAAAGCUUCCCAAUCAUUGAUCAAUUAUACCCUCAACAUUUGAAAGACCUUCGAUUAGGGUCUCAACGAGUCAUCCAUAUCAAUGGCGAUAAACCUCUGUAUCAUGCGCUACAGCUUAUGAAUGAUGAAGGAAUCUCUUCUCUGGCUGUUGUUGAUAACCACACAAAUGUUGUCGGUAAUAUAUCAACCGUUGACGUGAAGCUGCUGACAAAAUCUACUUCCCUACCACUACUUCAAAACACAUGCAUCCACUUCAUAUCGGUCAUCCUGUCGACCCGGGGAUUAGUAGAAGGGAAAGACUCAUUUCCCGUUUUCUAUGUGACUCCUACGUCGACCCUUGCUCACACAGUUGCAAAAAUGGUUGCCACAAAGUCACAUCGCUUGUGGAUGGCAGACCCUCAAUCCCCAUCAUCAUCCGGUUCUGCAACCCCGGCUAUUACUUCUACCCACAUACCUCCUCCUGGAAGCCCUGGAGCCCCUGCUUCUCUCGCUGCACCACAAUACAACCCUUCAAAUCAUGGAUCAAGUGGUGUGCCACCUCCCCCAGGUUACACCCAUCCACACCAUCCGAUCCCUCCUCAGGGCUAUCAGGGCUCGACUUCUACUUUGCCAUCUCCCAUUGCCCCAUCAGUACCGGCAUCUGCACUGCCUGGAGCGCGGCUUUCUGGUCGGUUAGUAGGCGUCGUCAGCCUUACCGACGUUCUAUUCCUCUAUGCCAGGGCCAGUGGCUUAAGUCCGAACGACCCAGCCGAGACCCGGAAUCGCCGGCGACGAAGCAGCAGUUCAAGCCUGAGCGUUCACAAGAGUGGAGAUAUUGGGCGUGACCUGUUACGAGGUCGAACAGGUGAGGACAGGUGA